CAGAAAGUGAGUGCGUUGGAUGUGAAUAUACGCUUGAUUACUGUGUCAACAAAGACACGAUUGUUUGGCGAUCUCAGCAAACAUUCCAGGACAUUUUUGGUAUACCGUUCAUACAUGGAUGUCUUCUGAAGUAUUCGUGUGACUGGCACGAACAGGUCCGUGUAUACAUAUUCAUGUAUAUUGAAUGGCCGAGCGGUUAGUAGACGAAUACGAUUUUUCCUUCCAAACAAGAGGAGUGGCCCUGAUAGUAAACAACCAGCGAUUCGAGGAACAUGACCCACAGCUACCGACACGAGCGGGCUCCCGACAUGACACCGAGAACCUCAAACUCAUAUUUCAAAAACUAGGAUUUGAAGACAUCCGAAUUAAGAUCGACCUCACUGCUAGAGAGAUGACGGACUGGCUUGAAUCAGUGGCGGAAGAGGACCACACGUAUCACGACUGUCUGGCAUGCGCACUUCUUUCACACGGGAACGAGACUUUUACGAGACUCACAGACCGCGUGUCACAACGACAUGACGUCAUCUCUGGAACAGACGACGACAUCACUACCAACCACCUCAUCCAGAUCUUCAAUGACGCUAACUGCCCCACCCUGGCAGGCAAACCUCGCUUCUUUAUCAUGCAGGCAUGCCGAGGGGAACAGCUAGAUGACGCCGUCGAGGUGGCGGUAGACGAGGUAGAUGAGGUAGACGGCAUGAUGGUGGAACCGGCGUACACCACAACGCCAGUCCCGUGCUUCAAAGAUUCUAUUGUCGUGUGCGCUUCUGCACCAGGCUAUGCAUCCGUCCGACAACCACGAGGUGGAUCUGUAUUCAUAAGGAACCUAUCUGACGUCAUACUUAACUAUGACGUCACUCAACUGGAACUCCAGAAACUGCUGACGAGAGUGCGCCAGCAGGUGGCGGUAGGGUUCGAGUCGAAAAGCUCGAGGGAUCCCAGUCGACACAUGAAGAAACAGAUGCCAUGCGUAUAUUCCAUGCUGACCAAAGACGUGUAUUUUAGAAACAAGUCUAAUGUGACGACGCAGUGUGCAUAGAUUUUGCAAUUUCGUUAUAUUCUUCCAUUCUGGGCUAAAGAAAAAAACUUUUUUUUAUUUUUAUUUUUACUUUUGUUAUUUUUUUCUUUUUUUCUUUCUUCUUCUUUCUUCUUCUUAUGAUUGUAUAAUAAUAUAUACAUGAAAUUACAUUACGCAAU
Messenger RNA from Gigantopelta aegis, 1197 nucleotides. RefSeq names its product caspase-3-like. The coding region runs from base 185 to 1039 and encodes 284 amino acids. Gene Ontology annotation, biological process: proteolysis; apoptotic process. The transcript is spliced from 6 exons. Lineage: Eukaryota; Metazoa; Mollusca; Gastropoda; Neomphalida; Peltospiridae. The record is from RefSeq and is a predicted model, not a curated record. Gene Ontology annotation, cellular component: cytoplasm.